CGGCAGGCAGAGCGAGUUCUGCUCGAAGCGAAGCUGCCGGUACCUGUCAGCGCGUCAAAAGCGGUGCUGGGCCGAUGGUCGCUUCCAAACCUGUGCUGUCUGUUAGUGCCCCUUAAAAGCAGCUCGAGUUGCAUUGUUAUGCCAAGAUGCUUCUAGCACUCCAGUAUUCCAAGCUCUCCUUGGAGCACGCCUGCCUAGCCAAAUCUGCAAAAUGGCCCCAGCUUCGACGAGCAUUUAGCAGGAGUUCUGUGCGUCGGACCGACAGCUCAUGUGCAGGCGAGGCUCCUAAGGGAAUCCCGUACUCAAAGCUUUCUGUUGGAGUGCCCAAGGAACUCUACCAGAACGAAAACCGCAUCGCAUUGACCCCUUCCGCGGCUGCUGUGCUAGUCAAAAAGGGUUUUACCGUCAACAUUGAAGAGCAGGCUGGUGUAGCGGCCAAGUUCAAGAAUGAAGCCUACGAAGCAAGUGGAGCACGCGUCACAGAUUGCAAGACUACGUUUCAGUCAGACAUUGUGCUCAAAGUGCGUCCUCCGAUUGAUCUUGACAAGGGGAAUCUACGAGACAGCAGCACACUAAUCAGCUUCCUGUACCCAGCACAAAACAAGCCACUUGUAGAUGAGCUCGCCAAAAAGCAGAUGACAGUCUUCGCAAUGGACGCCAUACCCCGCAUAAGCAGGGCUCAGGUGUUUGACGCAUUGUCAUCCAUGGCCAACAUUGCAGGCUACAAGGCAGUGAUUGAAGCAGCCAACCACUUUGGCCGUUUUUUCGCUGGCCAAAUAACUGCUGCUGGCAAAGUGCCUCCUGCCAAGGUUCUUGUCAUCGGUGGUGGAGUAGCUGGCUUGGCUGCUGUCGGCUGCUGCAAAAACAUGGGUGCCAUUGUGAGGGCCUUCGACACCCGUGAGGCUGUGAGGGAACAAGUGGAGUCUUUUGGGGCUGAAUUCCUCACCAUCAACUUGCAGGAGUCUGGCGAAGGUGUUGGAGGGUAUGCAAAGGAGAUGUCCAAGGAGUUCAUUGAAGCUGAGAUGGCAUUGUUUGCAGAACAGUGUAAGGAUGUCGAUAUCAUCAUCACCACGGCCCUUAUACCAGGGAAGAAGGCACCUCUCCUCAUCACCAGGGAAAUGGUGGAAACCAUGAAACCUGGAUCAGUCAUUGUGGACUUGGCGGCAGAGAGUGGUGGCAAUGUUGAGACCACCAGGCCUGGAGAACUGCACGUGCACAAGGGUGUCAUUCACAUUGGCUACACAGACCUGCCAAGUCGCAUGCCAACACAGUCCUCAACAUUGUACGCCAACAACAUCUCCAAGUUUCUCCUGUCAAUUGGCUCCAAGGACCACUUCUACAUUGACCUGAACGACGAGGUCGUUCGUGGUUCUAUAGUGCUUCAGGAAGGAACACUUCUCUGGCCACCGCCCCCGCCUAAAGUUUCGGCUGUACCCCCGCCACCCCCAAAACCUGUCGUAACUGCAGCCAAGCCAUCUGGUAUUGCCCAGAAAGAGGCCGAAGUUCCCGACUACUUUAAGGAAACGCUCAAGAAGUCCCUUGUCUACACAGCAGGCCUUGGCACUGUUGUGGGCCUUGGGGUUAUCUCCCCAAAUCCGGCCUUCACGACUAUGACCACAAUAUUUGGCUUGUCAGGAAUCGUUGGCUACCACACAGUAUGGGGUGUUACGCCCGCUCUUCACUCGCCACUGAUGUCCGUGACCAACGCAGUCUCUGGUAUCACAGCAGUGGGUGGUCUGCUGCUUAUGGGUGGCGGUGUCAUGCCGGGGACAGUGCCGCAGGCGUUGGCUGCCGGUGCAGCCUUCAUCUCGACCAUCAACAUAUUUGGUGGUUUCCUUGUCACUCAGCGCAUGCUGGACAUGUUCCGUCGGCCGACUGACCCCAAGGAGCACAACUAUCUCUAUGGCAUACCUGCGUUGGCAUUCCUGGGUGCAUACGGUACGGCUGUAUCCCAGGGCUGCACGGACUUGGAGCAGAUGAUGUACUUGGGCUCGUCUCUCUGCUGUGUCGGUGCCCUAGCAGGCUUGUCCUCACAGAAGACGAGCCGUCUAGGAAACGCUCUGGGCAUGGUGGGUGUGUCGGGAGGAAUAGCGGCCACUCUUGGUGCCAUGGACCUCACACCAGAGCUGACCGCUCAGGUGGUGGCCUGCAUGGGUGCAGGUGCUGGUAUUGGCCUGCUGGUGGCCAAGAAGAUUGAGAUCACUGACCUUCCACAGCUAGUGGCAGCCUUCCACAGCUUAGUGGGUCUGGCAGCUGUGCUCACCUGCCUUGCCACAUACAUGGUGGACUACCCUACCUUUGCAACUGAUGAAGCGGCAAAUGUGAUCAAGACGGCUCUCUUUCUGGGCACCUACAUCGGUGGUGUCACCUUCAGCGGUUCUCUUGUUGCCUAUGGAAAGCUUCAGGGGCUUCUGAACUCGGCUCCCCUUCUGCUUCCUGGCCGUCACGUGCUCAACAGUGGUCUCCUGGCAGCCAACAUUGGUGCCAUGGCCUACUACUUCAUGGACGACAGUCUCACUGCUGGCCUCGGCUGCCUUGGAACCACUGCGGCUCUUUCCACGCUUAUGGGAUUCACGCUCACUUCAGCCAUUGGAGGUGCUGACAUGCCUGUGGUGAUCACUGUGCUAAACAGUUACUCUGGCUGGGCGCUCUGCGCCGAAGGCUUUAUGCUCAACAACAAUCUCAUGACCAUUGUGGGUGCCCUCAUUGGUUCGUCUGGUGCCAUCCUCUCCUACAUUAUGUGCAAGGCUAUGAACCGAUCACUUCCAAAUGUCAUUCUCGGCGGCUAUGGCACCUCAAGCACUGGUGGAGGCAAGCCGAUGGCCAUUACAGGCACUCACACCGAGUGCAAUGUCGAUGAGGCUGUAGCUAUGAUCCGUGAUGCCAAGGACAUCAUCAUCACGCCAGGAUAUGGCCUCUGUGUUGCCAAGGCCCAGUACCCACUGGCCGAGAUGGUAAAGACUCUGCAGGCAGCUGGCAAGAAUGUGCGCUUUGGCAUUCACCCUGUUGCUGGCCGCAUGCCAGGUCAAUUGAAUGUCCUUCUAGCCGAAGCUGGUGUGCCCUAUGAUAUUGUCUUGGAAAUGGACGAGAUCAACGAAGACUUUCCCAAGACAGACCUUGUCCUGGUCAUCGGUGCUAAUGACACCGUCAAUUCUGCAGCUGAGGAGGACCCGAACUCUAUAAUCGCUGGAAUGCCAGUUUUGAGAGUCUGGAACUCUAAGAAGGUGAUUGUUAUGAAGAGGAGUCUAGGUGUGGGCUACGCAGCCGUCGACAACCCAAUCUUCUACAAGGAGAACACAAACAUGCUUCUUGGAGAUGCAAAGAAGACAUGCGAUGCUCUGCUCCAGAAAGUUCAAGCAACUUUCCAAUCUUGAUCUGAACUUAAGGCUAUGCCUGUGAAUGGCAAAUUUUCAUAAGUGAUUUGUUUAUUUUGCUUUUGUAAGAACCCAGCAGUAUGCAGUUCGAAUUAGAUUGUGCCAUUGCAAUAUCAGCAGGACGUAUUGGAAAGAGACACGAAAGAAAAGAAAAUAGAAUUAAGGUAGAUGUACCUGAUCACUGCAUUUUUUUUUUCGAGCUGCAUAUGACAUUGUCUUUUUUACAGAUGUUUUUGUACUUUAUAGGAUUUUUAUAAGGAACAUUGUUUUGCUUAGAAAAGUGCGGAAGUCAUGAAAUGAGCUUGGAGUUAUUGUGAUGCCAUCAAUGCUUCACAAGGCUGGUCAGCGAAUCAUUCAAAUCUAUUUUUCACUGAUGUCGGAUCUGCUCGCUGUUUGAGUUGUGAGCUUCGACAUAUUUACAAUAAACGAAGUGACGGAAUAA
Dermacentor andersoni is the source of this 3816-nucleotide messenger RNA. Its product is annotated as NAD(P) transhydrogenase, mitochondrial-like. The record is from RefSeq and is a predicted model, not a curated record. NCBI's taxonomy places the organism in Eukaryota, Metazoa, Arthropoda, Arachnida, Ixodida, Ixodidae. Gene Ontology annotation, biological process: proton transmembrane transport; NADPH regeneration. Gene Ontology annotation, cellular component: mitochondrial inner membrane. Gene Ontology annotation, molecular function: NADP binding.